Messenger RNA from Aspergillus neoniger CBS 115656, 579 nucleotides. RefSeq lists its product as uncharacterized. The transcript has a single exon. The record is from RefSeq and is a predicted model, not a curated record. Lineage: Eukaryota; Fungi; Ascomycota; Eurotiomycetes; Eurotiales; Aspergillaceae. The coding region runs from base 152 to 451 and encodes 99 amino acids.
CACGACAUCACAUUCCGACGAUAUAUUCGAAUAAUAUUCGGGACAAGUAACCGAACUGGCGUACCUUGAGGACAUUUUCAGGCUUGAUGUGAGGCGGAGGCGGCAUGGUGGGCGACGAUAGCGGCUGGGAUAAGCGAUCACAAUAGGGUGGAUGAAGACGACGAUGCUAUCCUUCGACUGGGAGAAGGUCGAAAGGGAAGAAAAGGCACGUCGGAUCGCACAACGACAGGCGGGCAGCAGGGAGUCGAGGGCGUUAAGGAGGAGCCUGAAGAUAGAAAGGCUGCCACGCGACGGUCGGCGAGAAAGACCCAGACAAGAGAACGUCAGGCAGUCAAUCUUGUUGAGAAAGACAGACAAGGGCAACUCUCUCUUCUCUCUCUUCUCGCUCUCUGACUCUCUCGUUGUGCGAACCGCGAAAAUUCCGGCCGCCGGCGUUCCCACUUUGGGUUAAGCGAUGCGGGUCACGUGUUUAUCCCCGUGUUUUAUGGCUUGGGAUUGCAGGGAAUUGUCCCCAUGGGAAUGAUUUAUUGUACAUCAUAUAGUUAUUUCUUAUCCAUUCAUUCCAUUGAAGACCUACCU